UACAACACUGAGAACAAAAGAAAACACAACAUGGCAGACCACGACGAGACUAUGGACACCACCGACGGCGACGACYCUGGUGCCAUCGCUGCCCCCACGGUCCGCGGGGGGCUCAACCCCGACGCCGCCCGGCUCUUCCGCGUCUACCGGACCAUCUCGAACAUGCUGAGCAGCCGGGGCUACAUGGUGCCGAAGGAGAUGCGCGAGAUGACCCCGGCCUCCUUCCGGGCGCGCUUCUCGGAGCACCCGAKCCGGGACGCCCUGACGAUCCUGGUGGAAAAGGCGGACGACGAGAACCAACAGCUCUUUGUCUUUUUCGCCGAGGAGGAAAAGGUGGGGGUCAAGCCCAUCAAGGUCUUCACCGACCGCAUGCGCGCGGAGGGGGUCUCGAACGCGAUCAUGGUCCUCCGGGUGGACAUCACGCCCUUUGCCAAGACGGCGCUGAGCGAGAUGAGCGGCGACUUCCGGAUCGAGCACUUCAAGGAGGCGGAGCUGCUGGUCGACAUCACGCAGCACCAGCUGGUUCCCGUGCACCAGGUSCUCACCCCGACCGAAAAGUCCGAGCUCCUCAAGCGGUACCGGCUGAAGGAAACACAGCUCCCCAGGAUCCAGCCGAACGACCCCGUGGCGAGGUACUACGGGAUGAAGCGGGGACAGGUCGUCAAGAUCAUCCGGCCGUCCGAGACCGCCGGGCGGUACGUGACGUACCGCGUUUGUUUGGGGGGAUAGAAGCAACAAAGCAGCACUUKUCGCGGCGUGCACCACCAUCGAACCGGAACGCAWCGCAWCGCAUCGCAUCGCAUCGCAUUGAUUGGUUCGUACUAGCAUUUGUGGUUGUGGCCGUAAUAUAGCAAUGGCCAGCGC
Pseudo-nitzschia multistriata is the source of this 864-nucleotide messenger RNA. The record is from the annotation of a GenBank genome assembly. NCBI's taxonomy places the organism in Eukaryota, Bacillariophyta, Bacillariophyceae, Bacillariales, Bacillariaceae.